CUAAAUAGUGCUCACUACCCACGUGGAAUAGAAAAACCUGUCGAAAACAGCAAUGGCCAGUGGGGGAGGGAGCAGUCUUGUGCCCUGCGUUUGCUGGGUUCCCAAAGGAGCCUCCAAGGAAAACCCGGACAAGGUUGAACUGAGUCAAGAGGAGCUCCAGGAGCUAAUGAUGAAGGAAGCCCAGGAGCAGAUGCGGUGGGAUAGAACUUGCAGAAUUAGGUCCACCAUGUUUUGCUGUAUCUGUUACCAGAGGUCUGGAUGUGAGUCAAAAGAAAGAGGGAGAGGAGGGAGCAGGGGUGGAGCGGUCGGUGGAGGAAGAGUAUAACUUGAGUCAGUAUAGCUCUGACGAGAGUGGGGGAGAAGGUGAGCUCCUCUCACUACUUCACUGAGACAGUGUCUGCUGUGGUCCCAGGGGAGAAAAUGACGGGGGCAGGAAUGGGGAACGGGCUAGCUGGCCUGGCAUACUUUGCCUCCAAUGACAGCGAUCCUUACAUCACCCUCAAGAACCCUCCUCCAGAAGACAAUGAAGAGGACGAUUUCAAGAUUCUAUCAACUGAAAACCUUCUCAUAGUCGGUAGAGCUGAUGAUGAAUUCAGUAGUGUGGAAGUCCACGUUUUCUCUGACGAUGAUUUUCACUGCUACUGUCAUCACGAAAUCCUUCUCACGUCUUUCCCUCUCGCCAUGGAGUGGAUGGACUUUGACCCCGGAGAACCUGAUAAGAAAGGUAGUUACCUUGUGGUGGGGAUGAUGACGCCAGGUAUCGAAGUAUGGGACCUGGACUUGGUCGACGGAUUGGAACCAAUUCUGACCCUGGGUCCGUCGACUCUUGAUCUUGCCAUGAAAUCCUCGAGAAAGAGCAAAAAGAAGAAAAAGGGAGGAGGUGAUAGUGGUGCCAGUGGUGAUUCUGGUGAAGGUCACAGUGACGCCGUCCUGGGUCUUGCCUGGAACAGCAUCGUCCGGACAGCUCUCGCCAGCUGCAGUGCCGACAAGACCGUCAGAAUAUGGGACAUGUGCGGCCCCAAGUGUGUCCUUACUCUCCCUCAUCCUGACAAGGUACAGUGUCUUCAGUGGCAUCCCUACGACCCACAGUUGCUGGCCACCGGAGCUUACGAUGGAAGGGUCCGACUCUUCAACUGUGUGGCUUCACAGAACAAGACGAGGGAGUGGAAGUUGGACGGGGAGGUUGAGAGGUUGCUAUGGAAUCAUCUGAAACCAGACCAUCUGUUGGCCAGUACAGAUGGUCACACAGUACACUGUCUCGACAGAAACGCAGACUCUGCAGUGUUCCAGAUCCAUGCCCACACCGAUGCCAUAUGUGGUAAUGAGAAUUCAUCUGACACAGACUAUCACUACUUCCCUCUGAUGCUAUAUAACUCUGUGUAUAUAUUGUUGCAGAUCUGUCUCUCAGCUGCUAUAUGCCUGGGUUGCUCGUGACGGCCAGUACGGAUGACACUAUCAAGUUCUGGGACAUACAGGUUUUAGUAUUUGCAGUAACUUCUAACUUCUCUUCCUACCCACCCCACGUUCCGAAAAUCCCCCCGUUAAGAAAAUAUGUGGAACCCCUCUCUAAGUGCACCUCUCUUUCUAUAUACAUCCACCUCAGGAUGAUAAACCCGUGUUCCUACUCAGCAGAUCCAUGCACAUGGUGAGUAUGUCUACCAUAUGCUACCGUCCGGUAUUGCAGUGUAACAGUUCAACAGUUUGCAACGUGGUGGGGGAUAAUUGGAAUGAAAUUUGCAGGGGGGAAUGUCAUAGUGUACGAAAUUGGCUGCGAUCAGAUCUAAUGUGAAUGUUUUUCUUUGGAAAAAAGGGGUUGUUGUGGUUGUGCAGGGAGCAGUGCUGUGUGCCAGGUUUUGUGUGGACUCUCCGUAUGUCCUGGCAGUGGGCGGAACCAGGAAUGGGUUUCAGACCCUUGACAUCAGAGGACUGGUACCGGUUGCUCAGAGAUUCAGAGGAAGAGACAUGAUUAUGCCUAUGGUUCCUGAUUAGCACAAAUGGGAAGAGGUGGUGGGUGGUGACUGAGGAUAGAGGUGUGGGUUAAAGUAAAGUGACAUGAAAGGUGAGACAGUGGAGUCUAUUGGGUGUUGUUGGUGGUCCUGGAGAGGAGGAAAUGGAGUUGGAGCGAGCCGAGUUAUGAGGAGAAGAAAGUCAAGGGAAAGGAAGCACAAAGGAAAAGGACGGCAACAAGGAAAAGAGAAUUGCACUAGCACACACGUAAAAAAAAGAAAAAACAAAAAAGAAAAACAAACAAAAAAAAAAAAAAAAAAAACAAAAAAAAAAAGAACAACA
Molecule: messenger RNA, 2289 nt
Organism: Geodia barretti
Lineage: Eukaryota; Metazoa; Porifera; Demospongiae; Tetractinellida; Geodiidae
Source: the annotation of a GenBank genome assembly